CAGGCGGUCAGUUGGGGCUCCGCCCGGGGGUCAAAAGUGAUUGGAUGCUGAACUGAGGCGUGAUCUGAUUGGAUGGCGCAUAGACUUCUUUUGCGCUGAUUGGCUGAUACCCAUGCGUCCUAGUAGCGCUGUUUAUAAUAAAGCGUCGCGAAGCUCCAGUGCAGGCAUCUCCGGCAGCGGGUACAGAGCGGAUUGUGAAGAUGAGCCCACAGACAGUAGCAGUUCUAGGUCUUGCCCUGAGCCUUGGGCUGGUAGUGAGUGGUUUUCCUGCCGAGCAGCCAGAAAAUGGGAAGCACUGGGUGGUCAUUGUGGCUGGUUCGAAUGGCUGGUACAAUUACAGACACCAGGCCGAUGUGUGCCAUGCGUACCAGAUUGUCCAUAAGAACGGAAUUCCCGAUGAGCAGAUUGUGGUGAUGAUGUAUGAUGAUCUAGCUCAGAGCACUGAUAACCCUACUCCAGGAGUGAUCAUAAACAGACCCAAUGGAUCAGAUGUUUACAAAGGAGUGCUGAAGGACUACACUGGUGAUGACGUGACUCCUCAGAACUUCCUGGCGGUGUUGAAAGGUGAUGCUGCCAGUGUGAAGGGAGGCUCUGGAAAAGUGCUGAAAAGUGGUCCAAAUGAUCAUGUGUUUGUGUAUUUCACUGAUCAUGGAGCCCCAGGUCUGCUGGCCUUCCCUAAUGAUGAUCUUCUUGUAGAUGACCUGAUGAAAACCAUCAAGUACAUGCACCAAAACAACAAAUACAAGAAGAUGGUGUUUUAUAUUGAGGCCUGUGAAUCUGGCUCUAUGAUGAUGCCUCUGCCGGUUGACAUUAAUGUCUAUGCUACCACUGCUGCCAACCCUGACGAGUCCUCAUAUGCCUGUUACUUUGAUGAAGCCAGAGACACCUACCUGGGAGACUUGUACAGCGUCAACUGGAUGGAAGACUCCGAUGUGGAGGAUCUGAGCAAAGAGACUUUGGCUAAACAGUUCAAGAUCGUAAAGGCCAAAACCAACACCAGCCAUGUGAUGCAGUAUGGAAACAAGACGCUGUCCAACAUGAAGGUGAUUGCAUUCCAGGGUAAUUCGAAAGGUCUUGAUAAGGCACCCGAGCCUGUGUCGUUGCCUGUGAUCACUGAACGUGACCUCAUGAGCAGCCCUGAUGUGCCCCUUGCCAUCAUGAAGAGAAAACUCCAGAAGAGCAAUGACAUUAAUGCUGUUGUCGGUUACAUGAAAGAAAUCCAUGAACAUCUACAGGUGCGAGAGCUGCUUGCUAAUACCAUGCGUAAGAUCGUGGAGCAUGUGGUGCAGGAGAAAGAGGAAGUGCAGGAUUACUUGGAAGGACGUGAAGAACUCACGGAGUAUGAUUGUUAUAAAACUGCUGUCAAUCACUACAAGAAACACUGCUUCAACUGGCACCAGCAGGAGUAUGAAUAUGCUCUGAGACACCUGUAUGCUUUAGUAAACCUUUGUCAGGGAGGAUACCAGGCCCAGAGAAUCACAGCAGCCAUGGACGAUGUGUGUUACUUCAGACAGUAGGAACAUGAACAUGUGAGCCACUGAAGACUAGAUUUGGAUGGACUACACUUUGCAGAAAAGAAUCAGACCAUGGGGAAUUCUGUAUCAUCACACACAACUUUGAUUUUUAUCUUUUUGAAAAUGUUUCUAAUGAGGAUUUGCACUUUUAUUGUGAUGUUUUACUGAUCUUUAUUUAGUUUUAAAGAAAGAAAUGUGCUUUAAGAUGCUGCCCAGUGACCCCUGUCAGACACUUUGGGUCGCUAAUUUUCUUUUUUCCAUAUUUUUUAUUUUCUUUUUUCUCUUCAGAUGCCUCCUCAAUGAGACCAACAGAUUUUUUGACAGUGCAGCUUUAGAAUGACACAAUAGCAAUUUUUUGCACCUCAGUUACUGUCAUUAUAAUUAAAAAAUAUAUAUAUAGAUCUUAAGAUGGUUUUGAAACCAAAGUAUUCAAAUGUGCAAUCACUGAAUAAAAUCCAAUCUUACAGGUUGUUGAAUAGAUGCAUUCAAACAAUGUGAAACAAACACUUGAUAGUGUAGCCUGUGGCUAAAUGUGUCUAAGAUUUUUUUUAAAUAUUUUUUUAUCUGCUUGUUGGCUGAGCCAUGACAAUACCCAAUUUCUCUCCAGUAAUAAAAUCAAAGGAGCUCUUCUUUAGUUAUUUGACUAAAUGUAUACGUAUCAAACUAAAGUGCAAACUAACCUAACUGUCUGUGGUCAUACUUAACAAAAGUGUCUUAAAUAACUGAGAUCACCACUCCAAAACAACUGCAGUAAGAGCAGGUAAUGAACAGGUGUGUUUAGUGAAAUGGUUGAUGUGUCAGGCUGCGCUAUUAUGUCAAGUGCCCUCCGUUUAGAGUAAUUUGAGGCUGAAGAAAGAUGUAAUGUUUGAGGAAUGUUCGCUGGAGUUUAAGCUCUGUAAGAAAAGUGAGUUUGCACUGACAACAUGGGUUAAAAUACUCUGUGAAACAAUACACUGAACUAUUGUCAAUGUUAAGCAGUGAGUUAUUGAUUAUAAAAGCAAAAAUAAAC
Carassius carassius (crucian carp) is the source of this 2523-nucleotide messenger RNA. It is a transcript of the gene lgmn, whose product is annotated as legumain. Gene Ontology annotation, molecular function: cysteine-type endopeptidase activity. Lineage: Eukaryota; Metazoa; Chordata; Actinopteri; Cypriniformes; Cyprinidae. The transcript is spliced from 14 exons. The record is from RefSeq and is a predicted model, not a curated record. Gene Ontology annotation, biological process: vacuolar protein processing. Bases 201 to 1517 code for a protein of 438 amino acids.